Linum trigynum is the source of this 2064-nucleotide messenger RNA. The record is from the annotation of a GenBank genome assembly. NCBI's taxonomy places the organism in Eukaryota, Viridiplantae, Streptophyta, Magnoliopsida, Malpighiales, Linaceae.
UACGAUAUUGAUUAUGAGGAGACUUUUGCUCCUGUUGUCAAAAUGCAGACAGUCCGGUGUGUCUUUGCUGUGGCGGCCAUGAAGAGUUGGCCUCUCCUUCAACUCGACGUCAAGAAUGCUUUUCUUCACGGUGAUCUGAAGGAGACUGUGUAUAUGGAGCGACCUCCUGGCUAUGCGAAGGGCGAUUCUACGAUGGUUUGUAAAUUGAACAGGUCAUUAUAUGGUUUGAAGCAGGCACCUCGUGUCUGGUUUGAGAAGUUUCAUGGGACGAUACUUCAGGUUGGGUUUGCUCAAAGUCGGAACAAUUCGUCUCUCUUCACUCGUCGUAUGAUUGAUGGUAUUGUGGUCCUUCUGAUUUAUGUUGAGGACAUGAUUGUUACGGACAGCGAUGCAGAAGGGAUCCGAGAGUUGACUAAAGCCUUGCGGUGCGCGUUCAACCUCAAAGAGAUGGGUGAGGUCUCGUAUUUCCUUGGCUUGGAGGUGCGCCGCUCGUCGCAUGGUCUUUUUGUGUCUCAACGCAAAUACAUUCUGGAUUUGCUGGAGUCCUCCCAGUUUGCUGAUUGUGUACCGUGCUCUACUCCGAUGGAGCAAAAUCUGAAACUCAGCCGCGAAGGGGGGGGGGGAAGUGAUGGAAGAUCAGUCUGUUUAUCGCAGUUUAGUAGGAAGUCUCAUUUACCUGACUCACACUAGACCUGACAUUUUGUAUGUCGUACAAGUGGUAAGUCAGUAUAUGGGUGUGGCUACUAAUCUGCAUUUAGUUGCUGUUCACAGACUUCUGCGGUAUUUGAAACAGACACAAGAUGUUGGGUUAUUCUUUCCGGCGAAAGGUGAUCCCAAGAUUGAGGCAUUUGCAGAUUCAGACUAUGCAGGGUGUAUAGAUACUCGGAGGUCAACAUCGGGCUGGUGUGUUUGAUUCGGAAAAUCUUUUGUGAGUUGGAGAUAUCGCAAACAAGAUAGAGUGCCUAAAUCUUCUACAGAAGCAGAGUAUCGGUCCAUGUUAGAGGUAAGUUCAGAGUUGGUUUGGCUAUUUCGGCUACUAGGCGAGUUGGGUGUUGAGUGUCCAGUUCCAAUGCGUAUAUAUGGGGACAACACAAGUGCGAUUCAUAUCGCGAUCAAUCCUGUUCUACAUGACAGGACAAAGCACAUUGAAGUUCAUGUUCAUUACAUUAGACAGUUAGUGGCAGAAGGAAAGAUACAAGUUGGGUACCUCUCUACAGAAGAUCAAACUGCAGAUCUGUUGACAAAGACUGUUGCUUCAAGUAGGCAUUGGUAUAUGUCGUCCAAAUUGAUGUUGCGCACCGCACAUCAAUUUGAGGGAGGGUGUUGAAGUUUAUUGGUUUAGGUACCAACUUGUAAUUAUCCAAUGCCAUGUAUGUCUAUGUAAUUGUUCUUUAUGCGUGUUUCCUCAUAUAUAUAGAUAGCCGAACCCUCUGUACUUGGUUAAGGAGUUUUGGUGAUUAUAGUGAAACCCUUUUGGAGAGAAGGAUCUCUUUCUGCAAUUCAUCUAAAUUCAGAACACACAAUCUCCCAUUCAGUAUUAGAAUCUCAUUUUGAAGAGGAAGACAAAGAGAGAGCGAGAGGACACAUUUAAAAGAGGGGGAAAUGAAGUAUUGUGUAAUAAUUGCCCUUUUGCUUUGCUUAGUGGGUCUUCUUGACCGUCUUCUAUUGAGUUUUGAUUUAUUUAAGGAAAUGACAUUAUAGUUGACAGAUUUUUUUCCAUAUCAAUCUAAAAUCUUAAAUCAAUAUUAUCGUUUGGAUGAUUUUUUCCUGAAUACGAUUAUAGUAAUUUCUGAGAUUUAAAGGGUAUUUGAUAAUGUCAAUAUUUUAGUGGUUUUUUAUUUAAAGUUUGAAUUGAAAGAUCUCACGUACCGGUAGUUCGACCAUAAAGCAUCACACCAUAGGCUAAAUCGAUAAGUGAUAUUUAGCAACACGAAACGAUUUAACCACGGUUAAAUUAUGACUUCAAUAUAAAAUACUCUAUUAUCAACUUUUUCGAUACGAUUUUACAAUCUUUUGGUUCAAACAAUUCUUUUACUCUGGUGGAAACAAAAGUUUUAAGGCACA